UUAAAAAAACUAAGAUAAUUCUUUAAAUGUGUUCCUCAUUUUUUUGAUGAGGAUCCAUGACCCAGCAGAAUCACCAGCAAUUAUUUAUGAUCUGUCGGGUCCAGUAAAGCAAAAUAUGAAUAUUCCAGUUAAUUUUCCAUUACAUUCUUCAGAGUUGCCAUAUCAGCAAAUCAUUAGUAAUAAUGAUCAGAAUCAGGCAUCAACAUUUCUUAUGUUUUUAUAUGGUGAUUCGCCUCAAGAAAACUCUAGUUUUUCGUCGGUGCCUAAUCAGCAAUUAACAAUUAAUAAUUUAGAAAUGAUGCGACCACCAGUAAAAAAAAAAAGAUGCCAAGUAAGAAAUGCAUGUGUAAAUUGUCAAAAGUCGAAUAAAAAGUGUGAAGAAGUACGUCCAUGUAGUCGAUGUAUCAAAAAUCAUUUAGUCGAUUCAUGUACGAAUUCUAAGCGAAAAAAGAGACAAAAAGGUAUUAAACGAGGUCCGUAUAAGCGUAGAAAGAAGAUAGCGAUGGAUAAUAAUAAUGUGAUUACGCCAUCUAUUGAUACGAUGGUACCUUUGGUUGAGACGCCAACUAUAAGCAAUAUGGACAGUUCUUUAAUUGAUUUUACUAGUCAGCAAUUCUUAGAAUUUGAAUCGUUUCCUAGACUUUUCAUGCAAUCGCUUUCUGUGCCUUCAUUGGAUUCUAUGACAUCAUAUCCUGUUAUGUCAUCAUAUGAAGAUAACCAUACGUCUUCGGAAACAACGAUUAAUUCAGCUAUUCAAUGCCCAACAAAACCUCAAAGUAAUCAUGCUGAAAUGAUGUCUACUUUGCUUGAUGACACCUUAAUGAAGAAUUUUAACGGACAUGUAUUAGAUAGUCGUUCAGAUCCAUCAUGCCGGCCUUUAUCACUUGGACAUGAAGCUGAUCUUGGAACCUUAGCAUCACUUUGUGCAGCUGUAUUAGGUGAUGAUUAAAUAGAAUACCCUCAAUAAAUAUAAAGAAGCGAGGAUUUGAAAGAGC
Pneumocystis carinii B80 is the source of this 995-nucleotide messenger RNA. RefSeq lists its product as hypothetical. Gene Ontology annotation, molecular function: RNA polymerase II transcription regulatory region sequence-specific DNA binding; zinc ion binding; DNA-binding transcription factor activity, RNA polymerase II-specific. Lineage: Eukaryota; Fungi; Ascomycota; Pneumocystomycetes; Pneumocystales; Pneumocystaceae. The transcript is spliced from 2 exons. The record is from RefSeq and is a predicted model, not a curated record. Gene Ontology annotation, cellular component: nucleus. The coding region runs from base 47 to 949 and encodes 300 amino acids. Gene Ontology annotation, biological process: cellular response to starvation; regulation of DNA-templated transcription.